Ipomoea triloba (trilobed morning glory) is the source of this 1729-nucleotide messenger RNA. RefSeq names its product lysosomal Pro-X carboxypeptidase-like. Lineage: Eukaryota; Viridiplantae; Streptophyta; Magnoliopsida; Solanales; Convolvulaceae. Gene Ontology annotation, biological process: proteolysis. The record is from RefSeq and is a predicted model, not a curated record. Gene Ontology annotation, molecular function: dipeptidyl-peptidase activity; serine-type exopeptidase activity. The transcript has 10 exons. The coding region runs from base 64 to 1572 and encodes 502 amino acids.
CUUUCAGAUUAAAAACUCAAGCCACAGGCACACUGAACCUUCAUAGUUCAUACAGCCAAAACCAUGAAAACAAGAAUACUCUUCCUCUUUUUCUAUUUUGCUUUCUCCUUUGCCAAAACUACUCCCACAUUUCCCUUUUCUACCAUAAUCAACACCCCAAAUGGGCUCUCUGCUUCUGCAAAGACUGAUCACAAACUUUAUGACACCAAAUAUUUCACCCAAAUUCUUGACCACUUCACCUUUACUCCUCAAAGUUACCAUACUUUCCAGCAGAGGUAUCUCAUCAAUGACAGAUACUGGGGUGGUGCCAAGAAUAUGGCUCCCAUCUUUGUGUACAUGGGAAAUGAAGGAGAUAUUGAAUGGUUUGCUCAGAACACUGGUUUCAUGUUUGAUAUUGCUCCCCAUUUCAAUGCUCUUCUUGUCUUCAUUGAGCAUCGCUUUUAUGGGAAGUCUGUGCCAUUUGGAGGAGAUAAAGAAGCAAAAUCAAGUUCGAAAGCACUAGGGUAUUUGAGCUCAACACAAGCAUUGGCAGAUUAUGCAACUCUCAUAAUCGAUCUGAAAAAGAAUUUGACAGCAACUAAGUCUCCAGUAGUGGUGUUCGGAGGUUCCUAUGGAGGAAUGUUGGCAGCAUGGUUUAGACUGAAGUACCCACACGUGACCAUUGGAGCAUUGGCAUCUUCUGCUCCAAUUCUGUAUUUUGAGAAUAUUACUUCCACUUAUGCCUUCAAUGAUGUUAUCACGCAAGACUUUAGGAGUGAGAGUGAGAAUUGCUACAAGGUGAUCAAGGGAUCAUGGCAACUCAUUCAAGACAUUGGUGAACAAACUGGUGGACUGGAGAGACUCAGAAAAUCUUUCAAGAUAUGCAAGAAUUAUAUUAGUGUAGGCAGUCUUGAAGGUUGGCUUUCUACAGCAUACACUUACACAGCCAUGACUGAUUAUCCAACUGCUACCAACUUCCUUAAUCCAUUGCCACCUUAUCCCAUCAAACAGAUGUGUAAAGCAAUUGAUGAUCCAAAUUAUGGGAGCGACCCAUUGGAGAAACUAUAUGGUGCAGUUAACAUAUACUACAACUACACUGGGGAAGUCAACAAGUGUUUUGAUCUCGCAAGUCCUUCUGAUCAACAUGGUCUUAGUGGGUGGACCUGGCAGGCUUGUACGGAGAUGAUAAUGCCAAUAGAUGGUAAUAAUAAGGAUAGCAUUUUCCCAGCCUCGGAAUGGGACUACAAUGAAAGGGCCCAAUUUUGCAAGGAGGCCUUCAACAUCGAACCCAGGCCCAAUUGGAUUACCACGGAGUUCGGGGGCCAUAACAUUGACAGAGUUUUAAAAAAGUUUGGCAGCAACAUCAUCUUCUUUAACGGAUUGAGGGAUCCAUGGAGUGCUGGAGGGGUGUUAAAAAAUAUCUCUAAGUCUUUAGUUGCUAUCAUUGCAAAAGAAGGUGCGCAUCAUGUGGACCUUAGAUUCUCAACAAAGGAAGAUCCAAAAUGGCUAAAAGAUGUGAGGAGGAAGGAGGUAGAAAUCAUACAGAAAUGGAUCUCUCAAUAUUAUCAUAGUUUAACAGAUUUAGAAUUUUGAUUGUUUAAAAAUAUAUUUUUUGGUGCUCACAAUAACUAUUCAAAAGUGUACACUGGGUAAACUCUGUUCUGAUGUAAUAUCCCACAAUAUAAUUACACAAAGAUAAUUAAAGUGGUGGAGAAAAGAAAUACUUAUAGGACUAUUUUGCAAUAAUUCA